CCGCCCUCCGCCUCGCCUUGCCCGCCGCGGUGCGCCCACCUGGGGAACUCAAAGCUGCACCAACAGCCCGCGCGCCCCUUCGCAGCCCGGAGCUGCGGGGCAUGCGCUCUGCGGCGGCGCCGCCCUCCCCCACCCUUGCCGCGGCAGAGUUAUGCCAAGUAUGUGAGGAGCCCGAGAGGGCCAGCGUCGGUCAUGGGGAGCCGCCGCCGCCGCCGCCUCCGCGAGCGCAGCUUUCUGGCGAGCGGGGUUCCGAGUUCUCCCCGCACCGGGGGCGAGCCUGGCUGCUGAGGCAGAGAGGGAUGACGGACCCUCUGAGGAAAACGCUGUCCAGGCUCCGGGGGAGACGGGGUCCCCACGCCACCGGACGGCUCGGACUCCGGGCGGCCGCAGCAGCCACCGUGGCGGCCUCUUCGGCUGCCGAGGGAGACGCGGGUGGUACCCGGGACGCCCCCUCAGGCGAGCGUGCCAGCGGAGCUCGGCCGAACCUGGAGCGGCCCCAGCCGUCGCCUCAGGCGUGGGGUCCUGAGGCGGGGGUCCCGGGAGGGCGGCCGGAGAGGUCGGGGGCGCUCGGGCCUGCGCUGCGCGGCUGGAAGGAGGCCACCCCCCCGGGCGGCGGGCUCACUCGUGCCUCUCUGUACGCCCCGCCGGGCUCCGAGGGCAGCGGAGAGGACGAGGAGGAAGACGCCGACUACUACGAGAACCUGCCGGGAGACUUCCAGCCUGCAUCCAAGCCUGAUGGGGCGGAGGCGGAGCUGUGGCCCCCGCCUCCCCUGGCCGUGGGCUCCUCCCCGGGGGCGGAGGGCGGCCGCCUGGAGACAGGCAGGCUGCAGACCCAGUUGCGAGAGGCCUAUUAUUUGCUGAUCCAGGCCAUGCACGACCUGCCCCCUGACUCCGGCGCGCGGCGGGGCGACCGGGGCUGGGCAGAUCGCGGUUGCCCUGCGGGAGCCCGGGCUCCGGGCCAGCCGCCUUCCCCCUGCGGCGCGGCGGACCGCCGAGCCUGCCCCCGAGACUGGGAGCGCGGAGGCGGCGGCCGCCCUUGGCAGCAGGUGUCCCCGCCCCGGUCGCCUCCUGGGGAGUCGGGGGGAGGCCGCCCACGGACUCCUCGGAUGCGGCUGUCCUGCAGCAGAAGUCUCGACAGCCUCCAGGUGGGUGCCAAAACGCCUCCCUUCCAGCGGUGGCCGAGCGACAGCUGGAUCUGGUGCGGUACGCGCGGGGAGCCAGACGAGCCGCCGCCACGUGGAGGCGGGAUGCACGGCUGGAGCGGAGGCAGCGCCCGGGCCGCGGCGCCCUCGGGGCCCCGGCUUCCCAGAUCCGAGGACCCUGGCCGCUCCACGGGAAGCCGCGGCAAAGGGGACGGCCAGGAGGGGCUCCCCUUCCUCAGGCCGCCCGCGGUGACAGUCAAGAAGCUGCAGAAGUGGAUGUAUAAAGGACGUCUGCUGUCCUUGGGAAUGAAGGGUCGGGCCCGUAGGACACCCCCCGAUGGCACGGGUGCUCAGGCAACCGCUUCAAAUCUGGGCGCUUUGAAAAUGCGGGAAAGCCAGGUCCUGUCGGUGCCUCCAGACCAAAGAAUUACGCUGACAGAUUUAUUUGAAAAUGUCUGUGAGUCUUCAAUGAAGAGAAAUGAACUUAAGGAUCUGAAGGAUAAUACUGGCUUCAGGGGUCAUAAGCCACUUAACAGCAUCACUGUGUCAAAGAAACGCAAUUGGCUAUAUCAAAGUACUGUGAGAUCUUUUAAUUUGGAAGAAGAAAAUAAGAAAUGCCAAGAUAUAAGUCAUUUAUCUGUUUCACCCAUUUCUCUACCUAAACAGCAGUUGUCACAACCUUUUCUCAAAUCACCUGAAGAAUAUUGUACGUAUAUGGUGUGUAAUGCUACAAAUCCUUCAUUAUCAAGAAACUGUUCAUUAGACUUUAAUGAGGAAAAUGAUGCAGAUGAUGAAGGAGAAAUAUGGUACAACCCCAUUCCUGAGGAUGAUGACUUCAGUAUUUCAAAUGCCUUGAGUUUUGGUGAGACAGACUCUGCGGUUCUGAAGUUUCCUGAUGUCAAUUUGAGAGUGUUAUCUGGCAGUAACCUAAUGAAAGCAGAGCAGUACACUGAAGACUCGCUGUGCUGUUCGGAACACACAGGCGAUGUUCAGACCACACAGUCACACGAGAUAAGUCCUGUAGAUUCCAUCUGUCCCGCAGAGUUUGUGCAGCGGUACAAGCAAAGGCAUAGAUACAAGAUGCAAGAACGUAUAAUUAUAGAUGACAGUCCCAUGUUGAAAUCUCCUUUUUCAGGUCCUGGGAGUGUAGCUGCUACAAACAAGACUGAUUUGGGAGUUAUGGAACCAUCUUCACCAAGCCCUAGCCCUGUGAAAAAAGGCAGUUCAAUGAAUUGGUCUUUCCCGGAUAAAAUAAAGUCUCCACGAACCGUGAGGAAACUUUCCAUGAAAAUGAAAAAGUUGCCAGAACUUAGCCGAAAACUGAGUGUUAAAGGAACCUUGAAUUAUGUAAACAGUCCAGACAAUACUCCUUCUUUGUCUAAAUGUGACUGUCAAGAGAUUCAUCAUGCUGUUAUUCUACCUUCUGGGAAUACAACCACAGCUGCUAAGAGGAAUGUGAUAAGUCGGUACCAUCUUGAUACCAGUGUGUCUUCUCAGCCCAGCUAUCAGAAGAAAACCUCCGUGAGUUCUAAGUAUUCCUGCAAAGGUGGUUACCUCAGUGAUGGAGAUUCACCUGAACUGAUAGCCAAAUCUAGCAAAUAUGGAUUCGAAAACAAAUUUGCAAAAGGAAAAGACAUAAUUCCAAAUAGCAGCAGCAAGAAUGAACUAGACAUUGAUGCUUUUAGACAUUACAGCUUUUCUGAUCAACCUAAGUGUUCACAGUACAUAUCUGGGCUCAUGAGUGUGCACUUCUAUGGUGCUGAGGAUUUAAAACCACCUCGGAUAGACUCAAAAGAUGUCUUUUGCGCAAUUCAGGUUGAUUCAGUGAACAAAGCCAGAACAGCUUUGCUCACAUGUCGAACAACGUUUUUAGACAUGGAUCACACUUUCAACAUAGAAAUUGAAAAUGCACAGCAUUUGAAAUUAGUAGUGUUUAGUUGGGAACCCACUCCAAGAAAAAACCGAGUGUGUUGUCAUGGAACUGUUGUUCUUCCCACCUUAUUCCGAGUGACAAAGACACAUCAAUUGGCUGUCAAACUUGAACCUAGAGGUCUUAUUUACGUGAAAGUGACUCUUUUGGAACAGUGGGAGAAUUCACUUCAUGGGCUAGAUAUAAGUCGAGAACCAGUAGUAUUUGGUGUUGAUAUUCAAAAAGUUGUAGAGAAAGAAAAUAUAGGCUUGAUGGUACCACUCCUGAUUCAGAAAUGUAUUAUGGAAAUUGAAAAGAGAGGCUGUCAGGUAGUAGGCCUAUACCGAUUAUGUGGCUCGGCAGCAGUCAAGAAAGAACUUCGAGAGGCUUUUGAGAGGGAUAGCAAAGCUGUUGGUCUGUGUGAAAGCCAAUACCCAGAUAUAAAUGUAAUAACAGGUGUUCUUAAGGAUUAUUUAAGAGAACUUCCUUCUCCUCUGAUAACAAAGCAGCUUUAUGAGGCUGUAUUAGAUGCAAUGGCAAAAAAUCCUUUGAAAAUGUCAUCAAAUGGUUGUGAGAAUGAUCCAGGUGAUUCUCAGUACACUUUUGGCCUUCUGGAUUGUCUGCCUGAUGUUGAGAAGGCAACUCUAAUGAUGUUGUUGGAUCAUUUGAAAUUGGUGGCUUCUUAUCAUGAUGUGAAUAAGAUGACCUGCCAAAACUUGGCUGUGUGCUUUGGACCAGUAUUAUUAAGUCAGAGGCAAGAAACUUCCACCCAUAACAACAGAGUCUUUACUGAUUCCAAGGAACUUGCGACUGCUUUGGAUUUUAAAAAACAUAUUGAAGUUCUUCACUACUUACUUCAACUCUGGCCAGUGCAACGUUUAACUAUCAAAGAAUCAGCAAACAGUUUGUUCCCAGAGCAGAAGUCUUCUCUAAAUUAUUUGAGGCGGAAGAAAGAACGACCUUACUUGUUAAAUUUGAGUGGUACUGAAUCAUCAGGAGUACUCAGGCCAAGGCAAACCAGACUAGACAGUCCACUCAGUAAUCGUUAUGCAGGAGACUGGAGCAGCUGUGGAGAAAACUUUUUAAAUACGAAAGAAAAUUUAAAUACUGUGGAUUAUGAUGAUGUCCCUUCUGAAGACAGAGAAAAUGGAGAAAACUGUAGCAAAAUAUAUGAGCCAGACAUCACGACUGAACAGCCAACUCCUCUGUCCCAAGAGUGCACGUUUCAGACGUACUUGACAGUGCAGACAAUGGAGUCUAGAGUGGGCCGAAAAGUCAACCUCAAAGAUCUACAAGAAAGUAUUGAUACUUUGAUUGGAAAUCUAGAGAGUGAACUCAACAAAAGCAAGCUCAAUAUGAGUGUUUAAGGUUGAGAGUUUUUGCUUUUUCAUAACGUCUUAUGUUUCACAUCCAUCUUUCUCACUUUCUUGUAUCUCUCACAGUGAUGUUUUAAAUUUUUUACUCUUGAAACCUUCAGUUAUUUUCUAACAAGUUCAUGUAAUUCAAAAAACACCAUUCAUUACCAUAGUUUUUGCUUAUUUCAUCCGGAAGUUUUUCUUGAGGUAAAGAUAACCUGGACUUCUUUGUGGGUAGUUUUUAAAAUCUUGCCAAUGCUAUGGGUAUAAGUUUAAAAUGCACUUCUAAGAUUCAUAUAAGUUAUUAGCCCCUCAAGACUUUUGUACUUUAUAGAAACUGCUUUUCUGAAACAGACAUUCCUUCCCGUGGAAAGAAUGCAGCUGCUCCGUCUGAUUUGCAGUAUGAAUCCAUGCACACUGCAACAUCAUUCCAUCACAUUUCAUUCACAAUGCAAAUGCUGCUGUAAGAAAACAUUUUUAUAAAUUUUUACUUUUUAUAAAGUAAAAUUAUACAAAUAUUAAUGUAUUCUGUGUUAACAUUCAGUAAUUAUUUAAACUUAAAAAAAUAAGUAUUUUUGUAACCCCCAAUAUAUGUAUAUAUUUAUCAGCACAUAUAUGUAUAGACAUUAGAAUGGGGGGAAGGAUUGGCUGCAAAAUCACGUGUAUCUUUAAAGUAUAUGUCAUGAGGCCAAAAUAAUUAGCUUAAAAAUGUCUUUUUCAGGGAAAGAACAUUUAAGUUAACGGAGGAAUUGCAUAGAAACACUUGAACCAAAACACUAGGAACAUCUAAAUAGAAAAAAUAAGACUUUCAUUUUUGACUUACAGAAAGUCACAGUAUCCCCAGUGAGAAGUCAUCCUUUAAAUUGAAAUCUUCUAACAUUUUAAAGGAUUAAGUGCCAAGAUUUCUGCACUGGUGACUUAAAUUUAAAAAUCUUUACCUAUUUAUGCAUUUUUAUCUUCUGCUUUUUAAAACAAAGUAAUUAUACUUAGAACAUAUUUAUUUGUAAUAGUACAUAUAUAACUUUGACUUUAUAAUUACCUUCAUUUAUUUCUAAAGAAAUCUUGCCAGAAUACUACGUUAUUGAUUUUUAAAAAUUAACUUAUUUUGACUAAUUUUAUCUACAAGAUAGUCAUUAUAGCAAUCACAACAGUGUUUGAAAAUGUAAAUUUAGAAGUCUUUUUUUAUUAAAUUGGAAUGUAUUUUUUGUAAACUUUUAUACCUACGAAUGUGUAAUUUAAAAUUAUUAACAAAAUUUGAACUACCAACUUAAACGUGUAGCAGCCAUUAAAAAAACUGACUUCUUGAUGUUUUUUUAAAUAUUAAAGUAUUUAACUUUCUAUGCAAUAUACAUUGGUAAAUGGAAUACCAAGUAAUUUAAUUUGAAAAUUUACUUGUUAAAAGUCAGAUAAAUAACUAUUUUUAUAUGAAACUUUCAUUUUUAAAGCUUUAUAUAAUAAUUCAGAAAAAUGCCAAAAGAAUAUGUGACAGAUAUAUAUUAUUGAGUAAGUGGUCAAAAGAAAUGUACCCUAAAUAUUUUGUAAGAAGAUUGUCUCAGUCUUCUUCCUUUUGAGUGCUAUAUCACAUACUUUAUAUGAAUUAGUACCAGAAAUGUAAAAGCUUUAUUAAAACGUUAUAACCUCAGUGUCAUGCUAUUAUUAUGAUGAUUUUUAAGGAUGAUUUAUUUCAAAGUCAUUCUUUUUAAAUGAACAUGUUAAAGUAUUGGACCAUCAUAUAUUAUCCAUAAAUAUAUGUAAUAACAUUUUUUUUCCAAAAUUGAGUUUUCCAGAAUUUGCAAUACUUUAAGGGCCACAUAUUAUUUUGGAUGCUAAUAAUUUUAAAGUUAAUCUCUGCCGUCUUAAGUAUUAAUGGAAAAUACUAAACAUUUGUUGCUUAAAUCAGUCAUAAUAAACCUCUUCUGUUGACUGUGCUGUUUUAGAAGUACUCCAUUAGGUAUAUACCUUUAUUUAAAAUGGCCUUUUCAAAUCUUUUUUGAGUUUUUAUACCUACUUUUUAUAGUCUCCUGGAAUCUUCCCAUACAGCCAACUCUCAUUCCCCUGCCAGCCCUAAUGGUUUUUAGGAUUGAAAACAAAUUUAAUUUUAGUGCAUGUACCUGAACAAAGAUUUUAAACAAUUCAAGUAGAUUGAAAGUAAAAGUGCUCCUCCCUGCCAUCCACAUCAAUCUAACUUCUCAGAGGUAACAACCACUUUUUAUUCUUUAGGUAACUGCCUUUAUCACUCUAGGUUUACUACUGCUGUUUCUUGAUUUGUCAUUUAAGUGGUACCUGUUGACUGUCCGUUUUGAGUGAUAAGCAAUUUAUUUCACUCUAUUCCUCCUCCUCAUUUAUUUACUUAUUUAAAUUUUUAGUUUCUCUUUUGGUUGCUUCUAUGACUUUAAUAAAUUAUUCCUUGAUCCAUCAGUUUUAAAUGGUCUCUCUUGACCUCUUACCAUUGUGGAAAUGACCAACCCAGUACUUUCUUUCCAAUUCAUUACUGCCCUUUACCUCCCCAACUUCUGUAAGUUAUACUAUUAGUUUACAAAAUCAAUCAUUAAUAGAUGUGUAUUAUUUGGGGAAACUAUACUUUUGAUUUUCCUUUAGUAUUCUAAAAACUGCUAAUCAAUAACAAGUAGUUGUGCUAGAUUAUGCAGAAAUAUUCUUGGGUGAUAUUACCAUGUGAUUGUAUUUCCAGUCUUACAACCGUGAAGUCUGUAUACCGAUUUAAGCAGAAUGCAAACUACAGGUCAAAUGGAUUAUUUUAUCUUACAGCCAUCAGUUUCUCUAAAUCAUGUAUUAUUUGCUUCAUAAUGGCUUUUGAAGAUUUUAAUGUUUCCUGGAGUAAGUAAUUACCUUUUUUCUUUCUUGGAGAGAAGAAAAAUACUUUCUUUACUAUUACACUUCCUUUGUCAUUAAAUUACCAAAGUCGUUCAGACUACUUUUAGCUUUCAUCCUGGGAUUCCUGAAGGGUAUCAUUACCUUUAUUUUUCUUUGACAGAAGAAAAAUAUUUUCUUUACUAUAACCCAGGGAUCAUUUUAAGCUUCUUAAUUAACUUUAUCAAACUUGUGCUUGGCAAUUUUUAGCUGUUUGCUGGGAUAUAUUUUCUUUGCACUCCUAUGUGCUACUUUUUUUGUUUUGUAUUCUUAAUUUCAUUUUUUCCUUUUUGAUUUGUUUGCUGAAAUAUAAGUAGCCCUCUACCCCACCACUUCCCAAAAUCAGGCACAUGGGAGAUAAACUUUGAGUGCUUGCAUGUCUGACAAGGUCUUUAUUUAUUUUCCAUACUUCACUUUGAUUGGACUUGUCCUAUUUUCAAACUCAUUUUCCUUAGAACUUUGAAGACAUUUCCCUAUUAUCUUCUAGCAUCCAGCUUUGCAGUAAUCCAGGUAAGAAUGAUGGUGGUUCAGACCAGCAAGGAGACAAUAAGGUGGUGAGGAGUGAUUGUAUUUUCAAUACAUUUUGAAGUAGGAGCCAAAGAAAUCUGCCAGUGGACUGUGAGCGAAAGGAGUAAGUCCUGAG
This is a messenger RNA of Bubalus bubalis (water buffalo), 7917 nucleotides long. It is a transcript of the gene SYDE2, whose product is annotated as synapse defective Rho GTPase homolog 2. The record is from RefSeq and is a predicted model, not a curated record. Gene Ontology annotation, biological process: signal transduction. The coding region runs from base 102 to 4418 and encodes 1438 amino acids. Lineage: Eukaryota; Metazoa; Chordata; Mammalia; Artiodactyla; Bovidae. The transcript is spliced from 7 exons.